AUGGACGUCGAACGCAACUCUGAAUAUCAUCUACCGCCGGAUGAGGGGCCUUUUGAUGAGGAUGAACCGCUGCUAGAUGGUGAAGAAGAGCAGAAGACGGCCAGGAAAUAUUUUGUGAUGGGGACGGCAUUGAUAGUUACGAUUAUUCUGCUAUUCAUCUCCACCGUCGCUUUUGCAGCCCUGUAUUUCAAUUUGGUGAGAUUGGAUCAUGGCCGCCUGCCCCGAUGGCCUCGUCCCUCAAUGUCGGCGCUCGGAAAGUAUUCAUCAGCCGCCGUCGCAGCUGACAACGAGUAUUGCUCGGAAAUUGGAAGAAAUGCGAUGCUAGCUGGCGGAAAUGCCGUGGACGCGGCCGUGGCAGCCCUUUUCUGUGUCGGCAUCAUGGAUUCGCAUUCUAGCGGGCUGGGUGGAGGCCAUUUUAUGACAAUAUACAAUGCUGCCGAGGGGAAAUGCCAUGCCAUUGACGCGCGCGAGGUUGCGCCAAAGGCCGCCGAGGAGAAGAUGUACGUGGAUAAAUGGAUUGAGAGUCGAUAUGGUUGGAGAGCAGUCGCUGUUCCCGGAGAAUUACACGGAAUGUGGACGGCGUUCAAACAGUACGGAAGCGGAAAUGUAACCUGGAAAAGUCUGGUUGAGCCGACGAUCAACUUGUUGAAUGAGGGUUAUCCCACUUCGUCCGCACUCGCCGGCGCGUUGUGGGGAAUGGCGAAUCUGAUCGACCGCGAGCCGACGAUGCGCCCUUUUAUCAACCCGGCCACCGGAAAUGUGUAUCGAAAAGGAGAGCAAAUUAAAACGAGAACGGCUCUCCUGGAGACAAUGCGUACUCUGGCCAAUGCAGCAGAUCCCGUCAAAGCUUUCUACGAUAGCGAGAUGACCCAAAAGAUGGUCAACGAGUUUCAACGAAACGGCGGUCUCCUAACGCGUGAGGAUUUCCGCGAGUACAAAUCAAUCAUUCGCAAAGAUGGCGAAGUCAUUUCAAUGAGACUUUCAAAUGGGCGCUCAGUCUGCGGCCCGCCGCCGCCUUCGAGCAGCGCAGUCGCGAUGGGAAUCCUGAAUGUCAUGGAUGGCUAUGAGAAUAGAAUGCACUCCUUUGCGGACAUUUCUCUGCUGUAUCAUCGUUUUAUCGAGGCGUCAAAAUUCGCGUACGCCGAGCGCUCCUACCUGGGCGAUAUGGACUUUAACGGAGAUGCGAUGCAGGCGGCUCGGAAAUUGACGCAAAACGAAUGGGGAAACUGGGCGCGGGAACGAAUUGGGGAUAGGACGCAUCCGGAUGCGUACUAUGGCGGCAAUUUCACGGCUCCACCGCAGGAUCACGGAACGACGCAUAUUAGUGUGAUGGAUAGACAGGGGAAUGUCGUGUCCGUGACGUCGACCAUUAAUUUGUUUAUGGGCGCCGUGGUGGCGUCAGAAUCUUCAGGGAUCCUCUGGAAUGAUGAGAUGGACGAUUUUAGUACUCCAGGCCACCCGAACGCCUUCGGCUUCCCGCCAUCCCCAGCAAAUUACAUUCGCCCCGGUAAACGGCCUAUGAGCAGCCAGGCACCAAUCGUCAUUUACGACAAUAAUCAGCUACAUCGUGUGAUGGGCGUCGGCGCAGCUGGGGGAUCGACGAUUAUCACAGGAGUUGCAGGUGUUGCCCUGCAUGCUCUCUGGUUAGACGCCAAUGUGAAAGAAGCCGUCGACGCGCCAAGGCUACACAAUCAGCUCUACCCAAAUACGACGCAAUAUGAGGCCAAUUUUCCAAAGGCGUACGUCAAGGCGCUAGAAGCCCGCGGUCACAAAAUGGUCAAAGUGGCCAACCUGACCGUGGUGACAGCCGUCGAAAAAGGGCCCGACGGCCAGAUUUAUGCGAAUUCUGAUUUUAGGAAAGGCGAAGAAAGCCAACCGGCCGGUUUC
Mesorhabditis spiculigera is the source of this 1887-nucleotide messenger RNA. The record is from the annotation of a GenBank genome assembly. Lineage: Eukaryota; Metazoa; Nematoda; Chromadorea; Rhabditida; Rhabditidae.